Messenger RNA from Oncorhynchus masou masou (cherry salmon), 2075 nucleotides. Its product is annotated as pituitary homeobox 1-like. NCBI's taxonomy places the organism in Eukaryota, Metazoa, Chordata, Actinopteri, Salmoniformes, Salmonidae. Gene Ontology annotation, cellular component: nucleus. The record is from RefSeq and is a predicted model, not a curated record. The coding region runs from base 148 to 1098 and encodes 316 amino acids. The transcript is spliced from 5 exons. Gene Ontology annotation, biological process: regulation of transcription by RNA polymerase II; anatomical structure morphogenesis. Gene Ontology annotation, molecular function: RNA polymerase II cis-regulatory region sequence-specific DNA binding; DNA-binding transcription factor activity, RNA polymerase II-specific.
ACUUGGACACAGCAUAUGCCCGCACUUAAGUGGAUCUAUUUCACACCUGCAUGGGGACAGAGUAAAGAUUUGUUUAUUUAUUUUCUGGGAAUUAACUGGUGAGUAGGCUAUUCGAGUUGUGCGGAAAAUAUAUGUCUUGGCAUCUAAAUGGAAUUUAUUUUGUCGAAGAAUGUAAUCCCUUGCGGAAAUACAGGUGGAAUGAAUUUGGACAGAAUCGCAGAGACCGUGAGACCCCCACCGACACGCGACAUGACCUCUACGUUUCACUUGCCGAGAACUGCAAACAACACUCGAGAAACGUUGGAGAACUCAAGCAGCGAGUCAUCAGAUACUGAAAUAACAGAAAAGGAGAGGAGUGUAGAACACAGAAGUGACGAUGGAAACGCCGAUGACCCCAAAAAGAAGAAAGCGAGGCGGCAGAGGACUCAUUUCACCAGCCAGCAGCUGCAGGAGCUCGAGGCCACCUUUCAGCGGAACCGCUACCCCGACAUGAGCACGAGAGAGGAAAUAGCUGUGUGGACCAACCUCACCGAGGCCAGAGUCAGGGUGUGGUUCAAAAAUCGCAGGGCCAAAUGGAGGAAGCGUGAACGCAACCAGCAAAUGGACCUGUGCAAGAACAGCUACCUGCCCCAGUUCAGUGGCCUCAUGCAGCCCUAUGACGACAUGUAUCCCACCUACACCUACAACAACUGGACGAACAAAGGACUGACCCCGGCUAAUCUGUCCACAAAGAACUUCACUUUUUUCAACUCAAUGAGCCCACUCACAUCCCAGUCAAUGUUCUCAGCUCCUAACUCCAUCUCCUCUAUGACUAUGGCCGGAAGUAUGGGGGGGCACUCGGCUGUACCGGGGAUGCCAACUGCGGGCCUGAACAACAUCAGCAAUUUUAACGGCAUCGGCACCGCUACAAUCAACUCAGCCAUGUCCUCGUCGUCCUGUCCGUAUGGGCCUCCUGGUUCCCCUUACAGCGUAUACAGAGACACAUGUAACUCUAGCCUGGCGACCCUGAGACUGAAAUCGAAACAGCACCCAACCUUUGGAUACAGCGGGUUGCAAGGUCCCGGGUCUAGCCUUAACGCCUGCCAAUACAACAGCUGAUGUAUCAGCCGUGAUGAAAAUAAUUUGCGGGCAGCUCUAAACCUAGUAGCCUAGCCUACCUGCGAAUGGAGCGAAAGACAACUAAAAUGGAUUAGUUGCAAUCAUUUAUUUUUCAAAUGAAUUAUGCGGGUUGUAGCCUAUGUGUUUACCAAUGAACUUGUAGGCUACAACAAUUUAAAUGUCCAUGUUUUUUGGAUUUAAAAGUGAUGAUGAAGAUGUGUUACAUUGCAACGUUGUACAUUAGCCUACAUAAGAAACAGACAAAGGAUCUCCUAUGCAUGUUCGCUUACUUGCUUUGAGGGCUCAAACCCAUUUGAACUGACUUGUAUUUGUCUAAGCCAGCGUUUCCCAAACUCGGUCCUGGGGACCCCAAGGAGUGCACGUUUUGUUUUUUGCCCUAGCACUACACAGCUGAUUCAAAUAUUCAACCAAAACCCCCGUGGGGUCCCCAGGACCAAGUUUGGGAAAUGCUGGCCUAGGCCCUGUACUCUUGGUCUUGGAUUAGAAACAGUUUGGUAAACUUGGAUUAGAAACCAAGAAGUGCAACACAUAUAACUAGACAUAUCCGGACUCUGUAGAAGAACAAUUGUAUUGUACAUAGCUCAGACUUUUAUGUUGUUCAUGUGUUUUACCGUUUAUGCAGGGGGUGCCACUGGCCCACCCAAUUGUGUCCUGUUUCUGUAGCAUGACUUUACCUUUAAAUGCUCUGUCUGGAGUAUUUUCGUUUUAUUUGUUUGCUCAAAAUAGAAUUUCUGCAUUUUUAACUUGGGUGCAAAGUGUUUUGUACGAGUUGAUAGUAAUGUAAGAUAAAGCAAAAUCCAUUAUACUGUAUUCAAAAGGUGAUUGAAAAGUAACUUCAUGUGUUUAUGGUAAUAUGUUUGAAUAAACUACAGCAGAAAGAAGUGCAUUUCAGAUAUUAAAACGACGGAAAAGGUAUACAUGACAAAACAUAAUAUGUUCCAAGUUUAUGGAAUAAA